This is a messenger RNA of Lolium rigidum, 2111 nucleotides long. RefSeq lists its product as uncharacterized. The coding region runs from base 426 to 1832 and encodes 468 amino acids. Gene Ontology annotation, molecular function: protein binding. The record is from RefSeq and is a predicted model, not a curated record. The transcript is spliced from 4 exons. NCBI's taxonomy places the organism in Eukaryota, Viridiplantae, Streptophyta, Magnoliopsida, Poales, Poaceae.
UAUGGGGAAACAAGGAGAGAGAUUUUAGAUCGGAGAUGCGCCUGUUGCCCCGCUGCUUCUCCACCGUCACCCCGUCGACGCCAAAGCGGUCCUCAUAUGAAGAUCGAGCGGUAUUCCGGUAGUAGAUUCGCGGAGCUGCAACCCGGAAUCGGAUCAGCUCCUUUGGGAGCGGCUGUCCGCAACGGAGCCGCAGUUCGCAAUCAAAUCGGCUCGUUAAACGAGCUGCCAUCCGAUUUAAACCCUCUUUGGGUUUAGAUUUUACAAGGAGUUCAAAUCCGUCUCGAUUUCAUCUCCGACUUGGCGCCAACCGCCGCUAUAAAUAUCCAAGAGUUGCCGUCAACCAAGGACACAUGGAUUCCUAGGAUAUCAGUUUUCACGAGCCAUCAAGUGCCCGAUUCCAGCCUCAGCAGAUCAACGCGGGAGCCAUGGGGGAAGCUGAUGAAAGGGCCUUGCAACAUGAUUGGCUCAGCAAUUUACCUGAUGACUUAUUACUCAACAUCAUAGAGCGACUUGAUGUUGCAGACGCCAUGAGAACCAGCAUCCUCGCCCGACGGUGGAAGCAGAUCCCAGCUAUGCUCUCCAAAAUUCUUAUAAUGGUUGGUUCCACUGACGACGUGCAAGAGAGGUCCUGUGAUGUUGCUCUGGCCAAUGCAACCGUGCUUGGAGCAAGCAGGAGCCUUCUGGAAAGCAGGAUUGCAAGUCCAUACACCAUCCACCGCUUGUGCAUGCAAUUCUUCUUGGGAAAUAAAUACAAAAAAAUUGCUCGAAUUGUUGCCAAAACCAUAAGAAACCACAAGGUUGGUUUUGCUGAGUUCACAAUGUUGACAGAGAAGGCAUAUGCAAGAAGCAGCCCUGCCGAUAGGUUCGCUUACGGGAGGCAGCUCAAGAAAUUUAUUCUUACUUGUCCGAAUGCAUGCUCUCAUCUCACACGACUCAAGCUAGAGAAUUUGAGGCUACUCGAACCAGAUUUGGCUUGCAUUCUCCUAGUGUGCAGACGACUGGAGUUCCUCCGCUUGGACAACUGUGACGUGGGGCAUCGGUCCUUGCUAGCAGUGGAACACCCGCGACUCCGCGAGCUCGAGAUUGUCAGGAGUGAGUUUGAGAGGGUUGAUCUGAACUUUCUACCAGAGCUCACAACGCUGACUUUUUCUUUUUGGCUGUCUCUGCAUGACCCGUUGUCUUUUGGUUAUGUCCCACUGCUCCACACCGUGAGCAUUAGUAAUACAGGUCGUUCAUUUCACAAGAUGCUCAAGUUAAGUGAAUUUCUUGGCAAAGCCACUAUAAGCAACCUGCAUCUGGGCUUUGAAAGAGAAAAGAUUUGGGUUAAACCUGAAGAUCCGAGAGAAUUGUCGCAGGUGUUCAGCAAACUAAGGCUUGUUAAUUUGGCUGCCAUUUCAGACGAAUGCAAUCUGACGUGGACCUUGUUUGUUCUACAAGGUGCACCUUCCCUCGAGGAGUUAUGCAUCAGGGUUUGUGAUUGUUUGGGGGUAUGGGAUGAGGAACAGAGGAAGAAGCUCGGGUAUAGCGAGGAGAGAAAGGACGCCGGUGCAAAAUGGGAAACAUGUGAUUUCAAGCACCACAAACUUGCCGUGCUCAGAAUCUGUGGGUUUCAAUCAGAAGUCAAGUUCUUGGAUUAUAUCACAACUGUCAUGAAAGCAGCAGUCAAUCUGAAGGACAUAUAUCUGCAUGAGAAGCCAGCAUGUGAGGAGAAGUGUGCAUACAGACGACAACAAGGUGACAGAUUUCCCAGGUCAACGAAGCAGAUGAUCUUGGUUUGGAACAGCUUGGAUGUGCAUCCGCUCUCGCUGUUAACGCUGCACUUCCCAUUUUAAGAAGAAAAUAGUGAAGUUUUGCUUCUGCUGGAUAACAAGGAAACAAGCGAGUUAUGAUCCUGAUUGACACUUAUUUGUGUUUAGCUAUGUUACCGUGUCUGCAUUUUGUCUAGGAAGACUGUUGUUUUGUAUCGCAGCAAGGAAGUGACUGCAUAUGUAUUGUAUUUUUAGUAGUACGUAGUUAAAAUUAAAACUCAGCACCAUUUUGUUCUACUGGAUAACAAUGAGUAGAAAAGAAAUUACUUGGCCCUUUUCAUGGUUUCAACUCAACCCAUUUUU